AUGGAUGUGAAGAGUAGAAAUUACUUACUUAAGAAUCGCCAAGCGCUGGAAAAAGACAUCAAGACUUCUUAUAUUAUGGAUCAUAUGAUUUCUGAUGAAGUACUGACGUUACAGGACGAAGAGAAAGUGAAACAACAGAAUACACAGAAGGAGCGAGCAGCUAUGCUAAUAAACAUUAUUCUUACAAAAGAUAAUAAUUCAUAUAGAUCCUUUUAUAAUGCACUGCUUAAUGAAGGGUACAGAGAUCUUGCUGCGCUUCUUCAGGAUGGCAUCCCUGCCAUCUCCUCUGGUAAUGGAAAGAGUUCAAUGGAUGGAAUGACUUCAUACGUUAAGACAACUCUCUGCGAAGGAGGUGUACCACAGAGACCAGUUGUGUUUGUCACUCGGCCAAAACUGGUAGAUGCUAUUAAACAGAAACUGUGCUGCUUGGGAAAUGAUCCAGGCUGGGUCACAGUUUAUGGAAUGGCAGGUUGCGGGAAGACUGUUUUAACAGCAGAAGCUUUAAGGGAUCAUCAGCUCUUGGAAGAUUACUUCCCAGGAGGAGUUCACUGGAUCUCUGUUGGAAAACAAGACAAAGCAGGGCUCCUAAUAAAACUUCAGAAUCUCUGUAGUAGAUUAGAACAUGACUGCACUCUUUCACAAAGGCCACCACUUAACAUUGAGGAGGCUAAAGAUCGUCUUCGUGUGCUGAUGCUACGCAAAUAUCCCAGAUCUCUUUUGAUCCUGGAUGACAUUUGGGAUUCCUGGGUAUUAAAAGCAUUUGAUAAUCAGUGUCAGGUUCUUAUCACCAGCAGGGACAGGAGUGUAACAGAUGCUGUGGCUGGCAAUAAAUAUGAGGUUCAUGUGGAAAGUGGACUAGCACAUGAGAAAGGACUGGAGAUUUUAUCCUUAUUUGUGAAUACGAAAAUAUCAGAACUGCCAGAACAAGCUAACUGCCUUGUAAGGGAAUGCAAAGGUUCUCCUCUUGUGAUAUCCUUGAUCGGUGCAUUGUUACGAGACUUCCCUAGUCGUUGGGAAUACUAUCUCAAACAGCUGCAGAAUAAGCAGUUUAAAAGAAUAAGAAAAUCUUCUUCUUAUGAUUAUGAAGCUCUUGAUGAAGCAAUGUCCAUAAGUGUUGAACAACUGAAUGACAAUUGUAAGGACUACUAUAAAGACCUCUCUAUCCUCCCAAAAGAUGUUAAAGUACCUACUAAGGUUCUCUGUAUUCUUUGGGAUAUGGAAACAGAAGAAGUUGAAGAUAUACUACAGGAAUUUGUUAACAAAUCGCUAUUGUUCUGUGAUCGUAAUGGGAAGUCAUUCCAUUAUUAUUUACAUGAUCUUCAACUUGACUUUCUUAUAGAGAAGAAUCGUAACCAGCUUCAGGAGCUACAUAAAAACAUAGUAAAUCAGUACAAGAAAUACUACAAACUUAAUACGCCUGUUCCGUCUCAGGAGGAUUGCAUGUACUGGUAUAACUUCCUAGCAUAUCACAUGGCUGGUGCCAACAUGCAGAAG
Messenger RNA from Pelecanus crispus (Dalmatian pelican), 1494 nucleotides. NCBI's taxonomy places the organism in Eukaryota, Metazoa, Chordata, Aves, Pelecaniformes, Pelecanidae. The record is from RefSeq and is a predicted model, not a curated record.